Messenger RNA from Aspergillus nidulans FGSC A4, 1029 nucleotides. Its product is annotated as Rab family GTPase rabX. Lineage: Eukaryota; Fungi; Ascomycota; Eurotiomycetes; Eurotiales; Aspergillaceae. The transcript is spliced from 2 exons. The coding region runs from base 106 to 1029 and encodes 307 amino acids. The record is from RefSeq and is a predicted model, not a curated record. Gene Ontology annotation, molecular function: GTP binding; GTPase activity.
CUCUAAUUUCUCGUCUUUCCUAUCUUUUGCAUUACUACAUCUUCUUUUCUCGCUGCUAGACCAUGCAAAUCCAGCUCCCCGGCCCCGCUUAACCCGGACCCCACCAUGAGCUCCUCCCUCGAGGCGAAGAUCGUUGUCCUCGGCGCCCAAGGCGUCGGCAAAACCUCCCUCGUCCAGCGGUACGUCAAAAAUUCGUUCAACGCGUCCGCCACAACUUCCACCGUCGGUGCCUCUUUCGUCACAAAGCGCGUCCUCGACAGUGCGUCAGAUACCCUGGUGCGGCUGCAGAUCUGGGACACAGCCGGACAGGAGCGGUUCCGGAGCAUCUCGCGGCUGUACUACCGGGGCGCGAACGCGUGCCUGCUGUGCUACGACAUCACGGACGAGUCCAGCUUUAACGAGAUGACUGGGUGGUUGCAUGAGCUGAAGCGGAAUCUGACGUCGGACGAUGAGCCCAUCGUGAUCCAUGUUGUUGGCACAAAGAGCGAUAUCGUGGCGGACGACCCCGGGCGCAGACGCGUGCCUUUUGAGAGGACGAUUGCGUAUAUCGCUGAGCAGCUCUAUCCCAGCCGUGCGUCCACACCGCCGCCGACUGCGGCGCCGUCUGCCGCAUCUGGGUUCGCGCGAACGUCGAGCGCGACACUCGGAAUGGGCAUGGGCGUUGACAGUAAACGGAGCAGCGGGUUCUGGGGACAGGAUAUCGGCUGGGACUGCUGUCAUGAGAUCAGUGCCAAGGACGGCGAGGGCGUCGAGGAGGUGUUCCGGGUGAUUGCGCGGAAGCUGGUGGAGCAGCGGAAUCGACGGAGUAUGGAAGCGGGCGGUGUCUUGUCGCCUGGCGGCCCUUUCUCGCCGCUUGACGGGGGACCCUCGUCCGCGGGCCCUGGGGCUGGGGGUGUCGAGGGGGGAGGCAGUUUUCGUCUCGGAAUGGGCGAUAAGCGGCGGAGCUGGCUCAUGUUCCCGCCGAGUAGUGCUGGCGAUGACGGGGACGAGGCGGUCGAGGUUGUACAGCGGAGGGGACGGUGCUGUUGA